This is a messenger RNA of Candidula unifasciata, 2038 nucleotides long. Lineage: Eukaryota; Metazoa; Mollusca; Gastropoda; Stylommatophora; Geomitridae. The record is from the annotation of a GenBank genome assembly.
AAAAGCCAAAGAAGAAAAGGAACGAGUUCAGAAAGCCAAAGCAGAACUGAGGCUAGAGAGAAAGAAGAAGGAAGAGGAGAAAGGUGAUGAAGAAGGGGUCGAGGAUCAAACACCAGAGAAACACAGCAAGAGAGAAAGAAAGAAAAAGAAGUUUGAUGGCUUUGUACUGGCUAAGAAGGAUGCUGACAAGUCACAGUCAGAAGACAAACAGAAGCCAGCCAGUGAAGAGGAUAAGAAAAGGACGAGUAGAAGAUCGAGUGUGAAAAAAGAUGAUGUGAAGAAGGAGAAAACUGAUCUAGAUGAAGAAGAGUCAACGACGACAAAAAAAGACAAGAAGGAGUCUGAGUCAAGAGCUACAAGGAAGGAGAGAAAAGAUGAAGAGGCAAAAGCUGGAGAGAAACAGAAGAAAAGAGUAAAUGAAGAUGACGAGGAAGAGGAUGCAAAUAUUAAGGAGGAGCAGCAGGAGGAGGAGGAUGAUACCCUUGAGGGGAAAGUGAAGGAUGAACCCAAAGCCACAGAAAAUUCAGACAGUAAAAAUAAUGAAAAGAAAUCUCAGACGGCAGCAGAAGCAGCUGAGAAACCAGAUGCUGGCUUGCGGAAGCACUCAAAGGAGCACAAAUCAAGCAGUGAACACAAGACAGGACACAAUCACAGAUCGGAUGAGGCGAGGAAUAAAGAUGAGAAAAAGAGAACACACAGCGAAGAAUCAAAGCGAAGGAAAGAUGAUGACAAGCAUAAAAGUCAUUCUGACAAGGAGAGGAAGAAACAGGAGAAACUGGAACAGAAGAAACAAGAGAAGUUGGAGCAGAAGAAGAAGGAAAAGAAAGAGCAGAUAACCCUCAGUCUUGCCGAGAACACACUCAUUCAGAUGGACACAGAGAUUAAAAAAGCAUUAAACAUCGAGAGUUUGGACAUUGACAAGUGUGUGGCCAUAUUGGAAGAUCUUGCAGCAAUGCCUGUCAACCCUUUACUGCUGAGGAAAAACCCAGCCAUCAUGGCUACCAUUAAGAAAUGUCGCAAGUUCAAGAAGAGCAUCGCUAUUCAACAGAAGGCUGAAGUCAUUUAUCACAAGUUUAAAUCGAUUUUCUUAGCUGAAGGUGCUGCUGGAAAGAAUCCAGAACCAACAUCAAAACUAAGAGAAAACAAGGAGAAUGAGAUAUCGUCUGGUGAAAGUGCCGGAAACAUCAGUUCUCUGACUCCGCCUGCCACUAAUGCUUCUACCAAUAUCAACGGUGAUGUCAGCGACAGCAGUCCUGCCCCAGCAGGUGCUGUCCCAACUACCCCAGCAGACAGCAUUUCAGCUAGUGGCAACAGCCUCGUUGCUACAGACUCCACCAGCAUUACCCAUGUCACAAAAGGGACAGAAAGUGAAAUCACUGCGUCUGCCAAUGUGGCAAUUUCAGAAUCUUCAGCAGAAGCAUCCACAGUUGGUGCUUCUCACCCUAGUGAUUCUACAGUGAAAGAGGCAUCAUCAUCACCUUCACGUCCUAAGAGUUCACUAGAAGCUUCUUUAGGAGAUCACUCAGAAGUGGCAGUUCCUAAAGAUCUGGACACAUCUUUGUCUUCACAGAGAGUGGAUGAGUCUUUUAUAUUCCAAAAUGUGAACACAGGAGGCAUCUCCACGUCUUCCUUCAUCCCUGGGCUCGAUGCAGUUUUUAAAGAAGGAGUAGACUACCGUAACAGCCAAACUUUUAAGUCUGAUGCAUCAAAUUCUGACCUGGGAGUUGACCAUUUGGGGGCAGAAACUGAUAAUUCGACUGUUAAAAAUGUUUCUGACAAUUCAGAUAGUUUAUUUUCUAAAGAUAAAGGAAGUACUAAAGAAACAACAUCGUAUGAUCCACGCCGGCCUCUGAGUCUUCCUCUGCCUCCUGCCGUUGGUGAUGAGGACAUGGAAGAAGAUGAGGAGUUUAAUAAUAAUGACAGUGUUGCUGAGGAUAAAGUUGACAGAGCUGUAGAAGUUGUAAGUCCAAUUAUCCCUCUGAUGGAUUCUAGUGUUGCUGCAGAAAUAACCAACAUGGUUUCAGAUGCAGUGAGGUAA